AAAAACUGGAAUGAUCAGUGCUGCAAACACAGUCACUGUAGCGCUGGGUCGGAGUCCUAAAAUAGUGUCUAAAGCAAAGAACUAAAAGGACGGAUACUAAUGCUAUAAGAGUUUCUUUGCUCAAAGUGUACAAUAAAUGAUAGCACUCGUCAUUUGCUAGCACCAACAGGUAGAAAGUGUUUAGAAGCCUUUAUUAAAUACAAUUACGAGGAGUUGGACAUUGUUUUAACUGGCAGUUUGACUAGGUUUUGUCAGUGUUUGGUUUCAAAACGAAUAUGAUGGAUCCUCCUGAAAUGGGUUGAUUUAAAUGAAGCAAUUGUCCCCUAGAGCAAGUAUUGGUCCAGUUCUAGAAUACAGCUCUUUUAAUUUUACCUCUCAAUCUACUUUCAGGAAUAAUACUAGAUGCUGUGUAAGAUGAGACGUGUGUAACCUGUUGGCAGCAUUGACUUAUCUCUUUUUAUUAACCCAUAUGUUGUUAGUUCACUCCUGCUGUUGUACUCAAGAUUAUCAGCUAGGAAUCCAGCCCUCCCUCAGAGGGUACUCUUGGUUUAUACAAAUAUACAGGAGAGAAGAAUCAGGCUCAAUAUCCUCAUCUUAAAAUUAAUUUAAUAUUGAAAACUUUAAAAGCUAGUGAUAAAGUGUCACAAGCAACUGAUAGAACAGACUUGCUGAGGGGCAGGAAUUGAGUUCUAACUGCAUGAUUCUCAAAUGCUUUGAUUCUGAGGGCAUGUCCACACAGCACACUAAGCCUGGGCUCUGACUCGGGUUUGAGCCCAAACCCUAUUUCCGUCCGGAACACAAAUCAGUCUGACCAGGAUCCUAACACCCUAAUAGCGAGGUAGGUCAGAGCCCGAGUCCUGCAGUGACUUGGGGCCAUUUUGCAAUUUUUCAGUGUGGACAAGGUUUAUAAUGAAGAAGCUUGGACAAUCAAGACUAGGCUUGGAAACAGAGUCCACAAGGCCAGGUCUCACAGACUCAGGUUUACAAUGCAGUGUAGAGAUGGCCUUUGAAGGCUCAGCUGGGCAAAUCUCUGCUCUUGGGCUUUUAAUCAUGGAUAUCAAGAAGCUAAGUGAUGUUGAGGCCCAUAUAAAUGCCUUCAAGAGAGGUAGGAAUUUGAAACAGGGUUGACAAUAUCUAUUUAAAAAGCUAUGUGGUUUCUGUGAAGUAGCAUAAGAUGGUCCUUCACUUAUCCUAUACAGUGAUAUUGGAGCUAGCAUUUUAAUGCAUAGGAUGUUUACCCAUCAUGAUUUUAUUAGCAUUGGUGAGUUUUAGUGCAAGCAGGUUUUGAAGUGGAGUAAAAAUUCCACCCCUCUAAUCGAAGAAAUCCAUGUGUGUGGGGGUAGUGACAGCAGGGAAGUCACCACGAUACUUAAUGAAGUGUGAAUGCCAUCCUUCCUGAAGUUGAAAAUAACAUCUGGAUGCAGGCAUUGCUUGAAUCCAACUGCACAGGACAUAAGUAAACACAAACGUUUCUAUGAAUUAUGUGCUCAUUAUUUCAGCAAUUUGAGGAAAGAUUAUGCCAUUGCCUUUUCAGAUUCUGGCUUCCUGUGUGCUUAGGCUUUUGCAGUUUUCAUCAUGUCUUUAGAGUAAAUUUGAUAGGCACAGGAUGUUGCAAUAAAUCGGAUAUUGAACCAACAAUCAAUUAAAAAAAAAAAAGAACUUAGUUUCUAAGAAAGAUGCAUCACAUCUUCCCACAGGAAUCGUACCAUAUGUCCUAAUAUCAGUGGAACAAUAGAUUCAAUUAUUGGCUUCUGAUGGUGCCUUGCAGACAUAAUGGCAAAAUAGAAUUUUUGCUAUGUUCUUAGCAAAAAUUGUAUCACUGGCACAUUAAAACUGUUCUUCCCCCCCCCCCACCGCACCCCCUGAAAAAGUCAUUUUUUUCAUGGCUACUCCUUUAGUGUAUUUAUGGUGUAUGAGUCACCAGGCUUUCUUCUGAUUGGAUGAAAAUUAAACACCCCUGGGACUGUCAGUCAGUUAUAGCCAUUCUCAGCUUCAUUCACAGAUUUAUUAGCUUGCACACAGAAAAAUGCAUUCAGAAAACUUCAUUCACAAAAACGGCAACACUCUCUUCAGAAUUUUGAACAGAAAAAUUCUGCUCUAACCUGGCUUUUAAGGAAAAGCUAGAAAUGACUCAAGGGCUGACAAAGAAGCUGCACAAAGAUGAUGAUGAUGAGUCUGGAGAUUUGAAGUAAAAUUGUGCUGGACCAUACAAAUAUUGAGCGUAUUUCUAGAUUGCGAUGCUGAAUGACUUUAAAAACAAGAAUUAGCAAGAUUUGUAUUAAGAACUGCUGACUACAUUCAGAGAAUUAUUUUGCAUGUUUUUUAAAAUCAUAUUGUGUGAAUAAAGAAUGUGCAAAUUGCAGAACCAUGAUUUUUCUUUCCAGUUGCGCAGCUGAAUACAAAAUGCUAAGAACAGGGCUUGUCAGGUAUCUCUUUGGGUUCUUGCUAAUCUGAAAUUGCUUUUGAGAUUCUCUCUAUCUUGUAUUGCUUUCUGUGGAAUAUUAUUUUAGUCUUUUCUGCAGCCGAGGGUUCACAGUUAAUGAUGCAGGCUAUAACAGUGAGUGUUCAAAGCUGAGAAUGAUAUAGUGGCUUGCUUGCUUGUGGCAGAAGUGAUUUUAGAUAUGGAUAGCAUCUCUUCAGAUUAACCUGCUGUAGCAUUGUUAUACCUGUGUGUACGUUUCCUUUAGCAUAAUUUACAGAUGACCAUGCAGACUUAAGCUAUGUUUAUUAAGAAAAAUAAGACACGUGUGAAGCAGUCAACAAAAAAUAUCCAUUUGGUGUCUGUUUUUAAAAUAGUUUGAAUUGCUUAAUUUCCAUGUCAUUUAUCGACAAGAAGAAAGCCAAUUUAUGCAACAGUAUCCAGUUACAGAACUUCCAAGGCUAUGAGAGAACGCAGUCAGCACAGUCUCAGUGGACACAUACUGUAUGUAGGCCGAUUUAGACACCCAGGAAUGCUUCACAGGGCUAAAUACAGUCGCUUUAGGGAUGAUUUUAUAACAUCAUUAGAGGAAGGUACACAAAGUAGUUCUUUAAAUAUCAAAGGCUCCUCUUCAUCUUCUCGUUCCUCAACACCUCAUUUACCAAUUGAGGAUGUCACCUUGGGGACACAGGACAGCUCCACCACUUUGUGCACUUUGAUCCCCCGAAUGGCUAAUAUUAAAUUAUCCAAUCCGUCUAAUCUGCCUGGUUUUAAAAACUUCUGUCUGGGGACAAAAGAGGUGCCAAGAAUUAAACUCACAGAGUGUGUUACUGUUCCAAGCAGCCCAACCUCACCAGAAAUCAGUUUAAUCAGCUGCCUGCCUACUUCUUAUCCACGGCAGGACCCGGACAAACUCGAUGUAAAUACAAAAUCUCAAGAUGACUGCAUCUUGCUGGGCUUUGAGUCUGCCCCUCUAAGCAAACAGGACAAACCGGUGCAGAGCGGAGGGGACAUUGUGAAGACUGGCAUGACCUACUGUGUACGAUACAUGGGCUGUAUAGAAGUGUUGCAGUCAAUGAGGUCUCUGGACUUUGGCACCAGGACACAAGUCACCAGGGAAGCAAUAAGCCGACUGUGCGAAGCUGUACCAGGAACAAAUGGAGCUAUUAAAAAACGGAAGCCUCCAGUUAAAUUUCUGUCUUCUGUGCUUGGCAAAAGUAACCUUCAGUUUUCUGGCAUGAAUAUAAAACUGAUCAUCUCCAUGAGCAGCCUUGCUUUGAUGAAUGUUGAUACCCAGCAGAUUAUUGCUAACCACCACAUGCAGUCCAUCUCAUUUGCCUCUGGAGGUGAUCCAGAUACAACAGACUAUGUUGCAUAUGUAGCUAAAGAUCCUGUUAAUCAGCGAGCAUGCCAUAUAUUGGAAUGUCCCAACGGAAUGGCUCAGGAUGUAAUAAAUACCAUAGGGCAGGCUUUUGAGCUCCGAUUCAAGCAAUACUUGAAGAAUCCUUCUACUCCGAUUACUUCCAAUGAAAGUGAAGUGAUGAAUCUUGAUGGAUCAGCUUGGAAUAUACAGGAGAGGGAGGAUCAUGAAUAUUACAAUGAAAUUCCAGGAAAAGAACCUCCUACAGGUGGACUAUUAGACACGCGAAUGAAAGUGCAAACAGACCAAAGGGCAAACUGUCCCAUACAAUGUGAAAAGCAAUACUGUUUGGCUGGCAGCCCAAAAUGCAUCAACGUAUAUGAAAACUGUCCAGAAGAAAACAAAUCAGUGGGUAACUACGGUGAAAGAUCACAGACUGCAAAAAAAGAUGUAUCCUUACUGAAACCUGCUUGCAAAAUGGAUCUUUUUGAUGACCCUAGUUACAUCAACACUCGGACCCUGAAAACUACAGCCUACACAGCUAGAGGUCUUGCAUCAGCCCAGAUCUAUGGGAACCCGUUGUGUCAUGAGAAAUUGCCAGAAGCUGUUCAGCAGCGUGCCACGACCAACAUGGAUAGUGUAUGUGUUCUGCCACAAAUAAAGCAACAGUUACGGAAUGAAGAUUGUUACCAUGGCAAAUUAAAUAGGAAAGCAGCAGAGACCCUCUUGGUCAACGAUGGGGAUUUUUUGGUGCGAGAGAGUGCAACAUCACCUGGUCAAUAUGUAUUGAGUGGAUUGCAAGGAGGGCAAGCAAAGCAUUUACUAUUGGUGGAUCCUGAAGGCAAGGUGAGAACCAAAGACCACGUGUUUGAUAGUGUGGGUCAUCUUAUUCGCUACCACAUGGAAAAUAAUCUGCCAAUCAUCUCUUCUGGAAGUGAAGUGAGCUUGAAACAGCCAGUGAGAAAACAGAGUAACACAGGACACAUGCAAUACAACAAAUAACACUGUUGGAUCUCAAAAUUCCCACGGCAAUUCAUUUGUGAAAAUUGCAUUGACUAUUCUUAAACUUCAUUACUACAAAGCCAACUCAAAAAGUAUAAACUGCACUUUUCAGCUGCUAUUAUGGAAGACUUCUUUUCAUGUGUAUGUAUGAAUAUAUAUAUAGCUAUGUAGAUCUAUAGAGAUCAACAUGCACAGCUAUAUAUAUAGAUCUACAUAGUUAUACAUAUAUUCAUACAUACAUGGAUCUCUCAC
Messenger RNA from Dermochelys coriacea (leatherback sea turtle), 5033 nucleotides. It is a transcript of the gene SHC4, whose product is annotated as SHC adaptor protein 4. Gene Ontology annotation, molecular function: receptor tyrosine kinase binding. The record is from RefSeq and is a predicted model, not a curated record. Gene Ontology annotation, cellular component: plasma membrane. The transcript has 12 exons. Gene Ontology annotation, biological process: intracellular signal transduction; cell surface receptor protein tyrosine kinase signaling pathway. NCBI's taxonomy places the organism in Eukaryota, Metazoa, Chordata, Testudines, Dermochelyidae. The coding region runs from base 2883 to 4781 and encodes 632 amino acids.